CCCCUCGCCCUGCGCGCGCUGCCUCGCGACUCGGAAGUGAGGGCGCGCGCGCUCCGGAAGUGCUGGGCGCUCUCGGAGAGGGACGACGGCCGGGGCCCUUCUGACCGCCCCCUUGGCGGGCGCCUGGUAGCAGCAUGUUCCUCACGGCAGCCAAUUUGGCCAGGACCAAAUCCAAGUAUAUUCUUGUGAGGAUGCUGAGUGAAGCAGGAACAGGUUAUGCUUUCAACAUAAAAAGAGCACGGCUUGAUGAAAAGCGAGUUAUGCUGAGAUACGAUCCUUUUGUUAAACAGUAUGUCCUCUUCAAAGAACACAAAAAAAUCCGCUCCCUAUAGAUGACGACUGAUUUUUGAACAUAGUUAUUAUUUCAUUGUACUUGAAGCAUAGUCAUGGAGGGAAACAUUCAGCCGGUGGCCCUGUAGAGUUCCCAGAAUGCUGAGAUGAUUGCCUCCUGUGGUAUGAAGACCAAUGUGAACCAGAACAGUGUGAAAGAAGAAAAUUAUUGGUGUCCAGUCAUGGACCAUCAUUACCAUUAACUCAUUUACCUUCUGAGUUAUUUUUACAGAUUUCAAUUAAAAUAGCAAAUUCCUUUGCUUUUGUGCAUUA
This is a messenger RNA of Anolis carolinensis (green anole), 603 nucleotides long. RefSeq names its product mitochondrial ribosomal protein L33 (gene mrpl33). The transcript has 4 exons. Gene Ontology annotation, biological process: translation. The record is from RefSeq and is a predicted model, not a curated record. The coding region runs from base 135 to 332 and encodes 65 amino acids. Gene Ontology annotation, cellular component: mitochondrion. NCBI's taxonomy places the organism in Eukaryota, Metazoa, Chordata, Lepidosauria, Squamata, Anolidae.